AUGGGUAAUGAUGGUGGAAGUAUUCCCACUCGCCGCGAGCUGGUCCGAGAAGCGGCGCGGAAUCCUAGUGCGACGCAAGUGAAGGAAGCUCAGCGCGAACUUCAAGAACAUUUCUGGACCACUUGUCCGCUGUCGCAUAAGCCGUUGAUGCGGCCUGUCGUUUCGGAUUCCGGCGGCAAUCUGUACAAUAAAGACGCAAUCUUAAAAUAUCUCCUUCCGGGCGACGAAACCAAUGGUAUCAGCUCGAAAGUCGACUGCGAGGAGACUCUGGGCGGUCGAGUAAAGGGACUCAGAGAUGUUGUUGAGCUACAUUUCGAAAUUGAUACAGAGCGCAGCGGACACCCAUCCACCAAGCACGGGAAACGGGAAGGGUGGAUUUGCCCGGUUACGGCCAAGCAGCUGGGUGCGAGUGUCAAGUCGGUCUACCUCGUCCCUUGCGGGCAUGUUUUUUCCGAGGAAGCUAUUCGCCAAAUUAAGGAUGAUAAAUGCUUACAGUGUAACGAGACCUACACAGAGGACAACGUCAUCCCAAUUCUGCCAACAAGGGAUUCUGACAAGCAGCGGCUUACAGCUCGGUCGCAGAAGCUGUCUGAUCAAGGGCUUACCCAUUCCCUGAAGAAGGCUCCCGGCUCCAAGAAGCGCAAGAAGCACGGCAAUGGUGAUUCGGCUGAACCUGCCGCCACUGCCGAAGGGUCCAACGGCACGUCAUUGUGUCGCGCGCAAAAAGAGUAUAGCACAGUGACGAGGCGAAGUAGCACUUCAACUCCCACUCCUGGUUCAUCAAAUGGGAUUAAGCAUGCGGCAACAGCCAUGCUGACUGCUCGCGUACUAGAAGAAGAGAACGCAAAGAAGAGGAGAAGAAAACUGAUGGGCUUGAACGAGAAUUUGGACAGUCUUUUCACAAAAGACUCCAGGGAUGGAACCAAAGAUAACACGGACUUUAUGACUAGAGGAUAUAGUCUUCCUGCCGCGGGUAGGAAGUGA
Messenger RNA from Aspergillus tanneri, 984 nucleotides. RefSeq lists its product as uncharacterized. The transcript is spliced from 3 exons. Bases 1 to 984 code for a protein of 327 amino acids. NCBI's taxonomy places the organism in Eukaryota, Fungi, Ascomycota, Eurotiomycetes, Eurotiales, Aspergillaceae. The record is from RefSeq and is a predicted model, not a curated record. Gene Ontology annotation, cellular component: nucleus. Gene Ontology annotation, biological process: mitotic DNA replication termination; site-specific DNA replication termination at RTS1 barrier.